AUGAUGGGUCACCCAACACUGAGAUGGGGCGUCAUCGGCACCGGACUUAUCUCUUCCUGGUUUGUCGGAGACCUCGUUCUCCCAAGAGAGGACAAGUCAGCCAAACAUAUAAUUCAAGCGAUCGGAUCCUCAUCUAAGCAGAAGGCUGAAGAUUUCAUACGGAAGUUUGCACCGGAAAGUACUGCGGCUACUUAUGGAACCUACGAUGCGGUUUACGCAGAUCCUGAGGUGGAUAUUGUUUAUAUCGGAACUCCACAUGCGUUCCACAAGCAGGCAUGUUUGGACGCCAUAGCCCAUGGAAAACAUGUUCUGUGCGAGAAGCCAUUUACUUUAAACCGCCGCGAGGCUACCGAGGUCUUUGAUGCUGCGAGGAAGCAGGGCGUUUUUAUUAUGGAGGCUCUUUGGACGCGAUUUACACCUUUGUGUCAAAAGCUUCAGAAGGUCGUCCACGAGGAGCAGCUUAUUGGAGAAGUCCAUCGGGUGUUUUGCGACUUUGGUCUACAAUUUGAUCUUGAGAGUCUGCCAAGCUCAUCUCGCUUGAAAAAUGUGGCAUUGGGUGGCGGGUCGCUGCUUGAUAUGGGAAUUUACCCGAUUACAUGGGGACUGCUACUCCUGGAUGAUCAAAUCGGAGAGAAGGCUGCCACCCCUCACGUAUUUUCAGCCCAGACGAUCAGCGAAGAAAUUGACAUCGCUACGUCAAUGUUGUUGCAUUAUCCCGAAAGCGGUCGCCAGGGAAUUUUGACCUCGAGCAUGAAGACAAAGUCCGAUCCCAUAUUUGCCAGAAUCGAAGGGUCUAAAGGCGUUAUCACGAUUGAGGGUCCUGGGACGUCUAUGCCUAGCAAGUUUACCUUGUAUCCGCGGGAUAAUGACUCCGGGAGGAAGGAAUAUGCUUUCUCUCACCCUGGAUAUGGUUUUUAUUAUGAAGCAGACGCAGUGGCUCAAGACAUUGCUGCAGACAAGACUCAAAAUUCCGUCAUGCCGUGGGAUGAGACUUUGAGAGUUUUGGAGCUAAUGGACGGGGUACGAGAGAGAGGCGGGGCCAGAUUUCCGCAAGAUCAUGUCGUCUGA
Penicillium brevicompactum is the source of this 1068-nucleotide messenger RNA. RefSeq names its product Gfo/Idh/MocA family protein. The transcript is spliced from 3 exons. Gene Ontology annotation, molecular function: nucleotide binding. The coding region runs from base 1 to 1068 and encodes 355 amino acids. Lineage: Eukaryota; Fungi; Ascomycota; Eurotiomycetes; Eurotiales; Aspergillaceae. The record is from RefSeq and is a predicted model, not a curated record.